Messenger RNA from Fusarium venenatum, 1311 nucleotides. NCBI's taxonomy places the organism in Eukaryota, Fungi, Ascomycota, Sordariomycetes, Hypocreales, Nectriaceae. The record is from RefSeq and is a predicted model, not a curated record.
AUGAACCACCUAACCUGUUCCUCCAGGUCUAUGCGAGGUCUGGUUUUCAUAUUUUUAGCGGUUCAGGUUUACUUCCCUUUUGUUUCAUCCAAACCUGCGCCAGUCCAGGCCGCAAGAUCUUCAAUUCUAAAUGACACUGCUCUGACAGUGCCAGAAUACAUAGCACGCCAUGCACCGCUUGUUUAUCUUCAUUCAGAUGACCCAUUUCUACCCGCUGACAUUCUCACUCAUAUCCGCCAUACAACGCCUAUGAUCGAUCGCAAGCCCAUCCCAGAUCUUCCAGAACUUGAUCUAGAUAACUUGGCUAUCCUGAACGACAUCCCUGUCCAUGGCGAUCAAGUUGUCGCACUCACUUCCAACGACAAUGUUACAGCACUACCAUCAUGGCUUCUCGGAGAAGCCCCCGAUCACACCGGUAGGAUAGCCAACUCCACGCCGUGCAUUGUCCUACUCGUCGAACGGAGUCAACGCGAUGUUGAUGCUUAUUUCUUCUACUUUUACUCAUACGACCAAGGCGCAAAUAUCACACAGGUGCUACCUCCUUUGGAUAGUUUGGCUGGGGGUAUGGCCGAUGGAAUGCAUUACGGCGAUCAUGUUGGCGACUGGGAACAUAACCUUGUUCGGUUCCGCGACGGAAAGCCCACUGGGAUUUACUACAGCCAACAUUCGAGUGGUGCAGCGUACAAUUGGAAUGAAGAAGGACUGUCACUCAGGAAUGAUCGGCCUCUCGUGUUUAGUGCCUGGGGUUCACACGCCAAUUAUGCAUCUUCAGGUGACCACGUCCACGACAAAGCUCUCUACGACUGGUGCGAUGCCGGAAAACUCUGGGACCCCGUCUUGUCGGCGUACUUCUAUCACAUGGAUCCCACAACGUUCAAACUCACACACCUGUCGCCUCCCGGAUCAACCUCACCUCCGACGACAAACUAUACCUCAUUCUUCUACUUCACCGGCAUAUGGGGCGAUGAAGAGUACCCAGAGAAUCACCCCAAUCAGAGAAAGGUUCCUUACUUUGGCCUCAAGCGAUACGUCGCUGGUCCACAAGGCCCCAUUUGGAAAGGGCUUGUUAGGAAAGGACUCUUCCCUGAUGAUCCUGAGCCGAAGAAGUUGAUACAGUACGUUGUUGGAGCAUUCAUGACUCUGUAUCCAUGCUGUCUCCGAGGAUGGAGAGUUUGGAUCUUUCUGGCGGUGCUGAUAGGAGUCAUUGCGUCUUUGGUACUUGGGAUCAAGCGAGGAGUCAGGAGAUACAGAGCCAGGAGACUGGGAUACAAGAGGGUAGACACUGAGAUCCCCUUGAGUAAUCUCAGUUAG